Messenger RNA from Encephalitozoon hellem ATCC 50504, 645 nucleotides. RefSeq lists its product as uncharacterized. Gene Ontology annotation, molecular function: cyclin-dependent protein serine/threonine kinase regulator activity. Gene Ontology annotation, cellular component: nucleus. Lineage: Eukaryota; Fungi; Microsporidia; Unikaryonidae. The record is from RefSeq and is a predicted model, not a curated record. Bases 1 to 645 code for a protein of 214 amino acids. Gene Ontology annotation, biological process: regulation of transcription by RNA polymerase II. The transcript has a single exon.
AUGGGUUCGGAAUAUAUGGAGUGCAGGAACCUGCUUGAGAUAAAGAAUAUCCGGGACAUCGUGAGCAUAUCAAGAUUGCUUGGGAUGCCGCAGAAAACCACAUACUUCACAUCAGCCGUCUACUACAAAUACAUUUCUAUGCCGAAGAGCAGAAAGACCAUUCCGAUAGGUGCUGCGUGCAUACUGCUAUCUGGAAAGGUGAAUGGGUCUCUAAGGAGUCUUGAGCAGAUUCUGAAAGCGAGCUACAAGCACCAUGGCGUCGAUCCAGAGAAGUUCUUUCAGGAUGACUAUAAAGAUGCAAUCGAUAUUGAGCUCCAUGCCUGCAUUGCAAUGGACUUCGACUUCGACAUGGACGAUCCGUAUAGCUUUCUGGAGAAAAUCUGUAUGGAUAACGAUGUCGACAGAUCAAGAGCACAAACAAUGUGGGUUAUGCUGAACGACACAAUGUAUCUACCACUUAUACUGUCCUUCAGCAUAAGAAGCAUAGUUGUGAGCUGCAUGUUUGUCUCGGACAUUGCCAGGGACAAGGGAUGCAAGGACAUUGACGAGUUCAAAGAAAGAUAUAAGCUCACAGAAAUCAAUACUGGGGACAUAGACUUUAUUUCCAAAGAAAUUGUAUCGUUUUAUGAGCACAUGCCAAAAUAG